Messenger RNA from Ostrea edulis (European flat oyster), 3355 nucleotides. Its product is annotated as probable RNA-binding protein 18. Bases 2281 to 2832 code for a protein of 183 amino acids. Gene Ontology annotation, molecular function: RNA binding. The transcript is spliced from 6 exons. The record is from RefSeq and is a predicted model, not a curated record. Lineage: Eukaryota; Metazoa; Mollusca; Bivalvia; Ostreida; Ostreidae.
AAUUUAUUAAAGAUUUCAAAAAAUCGUUUUCGAGCAUCUUUAAUGAAAAUUUUUCUUUUAAAUCUCAAUUUUAAAUGUUUUAUACGCGUAUUGUGAUUAUUUAGUGAAAACAUAAUUCUUGUUAGUGUAUUUAGCGUACGGUAAAUAGGCCCUAAUCUUUUCGAAUCCGAAAGUGAAAGUAAGACUAAAUUUCAGCGGUAUGUAUGAUUACAACAUGAAAGCUCGGCAUACGAGAAACAGUUGACAAUAAGGUUGGUGAAUCAAUUAUAACAUAUCGCUAUACUUUGUAGAAUUAAUUUGUAACUGCUGGACCGAGCAAAGCAGGAAAUUAUCAUCAAUGAUCAUUGGCGUGUCGCAAGUCAGUGAUAAUAGCCCUGGCGAGAAAGUCACGUAAUGCCAUCGGCCAUCAUACAUACCGGUAAUUCUGUCUGUAAUAAUAAUAGGGGUUUAUACCGUACCCCUAUAAAACGCUUUUAGCUCACCUGAGUUGAAAGCUCAAGUGAGCUUUUCUGAUCGCCUUUUGUUCAUGUGUCUGUCAGUUUUUACAUUUUCGACUUCUUCUCUAGAACCACGGGGCCAAUUUCAACCCAACUUGGCACAAAGAAUCCUUGAGUGAAGGGCUUUCAAGUUUGUUCAAAUGAAGGACCAUGUCCCUUUCUAAUGGGAGAUAAUCACAAAAAUGCAAAAAUAGGGUGGGGUCAUUUAAAUAUCUUCCUAAGAACCACUGGGCCAGAAAAGCUGAAUAUUACAUGAAAGCUUCUUGACAUAGUGCAGAUCAAGUUUGUUAAAAUGAUGAUCUCUGGGGGUAGGAUGGGGCCACAAUAGGGGAUCAAAGUUUUACAUGCAAAUACAUAGAGAAAAUCCUCUUCUCUAGAGCCACUGGGCCAGAAAAGCUGAGAUUUACACGAAAGCUUUUUGACAUUGUGAAAAUCCAAGUUUGUUAAAAUCAUGACCCCCGGGGGUAGGAUGGGGCCACAAUAGGUGAUCAAAGUUUUACAUGCAAAUAAAUAGAGAAAAUCUUUAAAUAAGAGCCCAGGUGAGCAAUGUGGCCCAUGGGCCUCUUGUUUAUUAGGGGUGGUAUGGCAUAGAGCCCUACUAUUAUUAUUACAGACAAAAUUACUGGUUCUUGUGCACUGAGAGUGAGUUAUAUAAUCUCGGCGAGAUUCAUCGAGGCUGGAUAUUUGGACUGACUCCUCUUCCGAAUCUCAGACCAAUGUCACACAAAGUGAUUCGGGAAAUAUUGCCUGAACUUCGGCCACUUGUUGCAAUUAAAAUGGGUAAAACUGAAUUUUUUGUCCGCUUUAGCUUUUUGCCUUAGACACCCUAUUACGGUAACAUUGUCUAACUAAUUAGUAUGAUAACAAAAGUUUGAACAUUAUUCGACACUAUUUUGUCCCUCACGCAGGUAGAAAUAAUAUGUACAGGCCGAGAGUGAUGUAUUUUACUGAACCCGUUUGUAUUAAACAUAUCGAACCGAAAAUCGAGGCAAUGAAUCAAACAUUGAAUCGAGCAUUUAUAUUGAACAGUAUCGAUAUUUCGGUGAAUCGUUUCAGCCCUAUUAUAUAGACCCGAACCGAAAUACCCGAAGUAAAAAAUUUAGAACCGAUCUGACCCGAAAGUUUUCGGAACCGUGACAGCCCUAGUAAGUGAUAGAGCUUCGAUAUUUCAUAUGAGUAUUCCUUGUGACAAGACCUUUCCAUGGGUACCAACAUUUUUUACCCUGUGACCUUGACCUUGGAGUUUGACCUACUUUUUGAAAACUUUAACCUUGCUAAUAACUUUUGAACAGUAAAAGAUACAGCUUUGAUAUUUCACAUGAGUAUUCCUUGUGACAAGACCUUUCCGUGGGUACCAACAUUUUUGACCCUGUGACCUUGACCUUGAAGUUUGACUUCCUUUUUGAAAACUUUAACUUUACUAAUAACUUUUGAACAGUAAAAGAUAAAUCUUUGAUAUUUCACAUGAGUAUUCCUUGUGACAAGACCUUUCCAUUGGUACUAAACCUUUUGAUUUUGACCUACUUUUAAAUUUUUUUUACAUUGGUCAUAACUUCUAAAUGGUAAAUAUUAUAGCUUUCAUAUUGUACAUGAGCAUUUCUUGUGACAGGAUCUUUCUACUGGUACCAAGAUAUUUGUCCUUGUGACCUUGGCCAUCUUUGGAAUUGGCCAUUAUCGGGGGCAUUUCUGUUUCACAAACACAUCUUGUUGAAAUGUUCGCCCAUGAUGUGCCAGGAGUGCUCACGUGGUGGUUUGUAAGAUAGUGUUGAUUUCAUCACAUAGAAUGUCGGAUACCCUGCCAGUCCCUCCAGAUAUAUCGGAGGAAUCGGAUCAUCGCUUGUGGAUUGGAAAUCUGGACUCCAGGCUGACUGAGUUCAGCUUACUGAAAAUUUUACAAAAGUAUGGAUCUUUGAAAAAAUUUGACUUUCUUUACCACAAAUCUGGACCAGACCAAGGAAAACCCCGUGGUUACUGCUUUGCCAGCUAUGAAAGUAGAAAGAGUGCAGAGCAUGCCAUGGCAAAAAUGAAUGGGAAAUUGGCACUGUCCAAACGAUUAAUUGUAAGAUGGGCCCACAAAGAUACAGCAAUUGAUCAGGAGAAACCAAAGUUGGACAUAAUAGAAAGCAGUGCAAAGGAAGAAAACAUCAGCCCUCAAAGCAAAAUCCAUGCAAUAGAAGUAAAACUGCAGAAAAUGCAAAACAACAGUGAUGUGACCCAUGACUUGAAACCAGUGCCUGGCAGCAGUCAAUUAAGUUCCAUUCAAAGAGAGGCCAGACAAAAACAGAUGGAGCAGGCCAAUGCUAAAAAACAUGCAAAGAAACCAUACAAGAGGUGACCCAUCUCUAUACAAAACAGGAUCCAAUACAUUAGUACCUCUGAAGCUAGAUGUCCUCGCACUUAGAAACGGCUUCUGAUCAAGUUUAAAACGCAACAGGAUCAAGAUUCUGAUAUGCUGAUCAUAAAUGUGCAAUUUCAAUUUGUGCUAUAGGACAGUGGAAUUAUCCUUGAAAAUAGAAAUACCUGUACAAUAGUAUUCAUCUCCUAUUUGUAAACGUGAAGAGCAAUUAUACAAAUUGCGACCUAGCUUUCUGAAAAAGCUUCAAGAAUAAUGAUAACAAACACUUGUGGAAAUUUAAUGCAAAUUAUAUUUCCGUACAAAUUAAUGGAAAGCAAAGCAAUCUAUAAUCACAAUAUAUUAGCACUUUUUAAAAGAAAAAAUGCAAAACAACAGAUUUCCUUCAAGAAAUGUACAAUCAUUUGAUAUAUCCAUUUCUUGUACAUGUAUAUGAAAACCAUGAUUUUCAUAGGCAAUAUUGUACUAAUUCAGAUGUCAGAAAAUGAAGCAUUUGUCUGUUUUA